AUGAAGAUUACACAACUGUUAUACAUCUCGAGUGUGGUUAUCGCAUCGAUCGAUGCGGUGGAAUACUUAAUUCGCUUCGAGACGAAGAAGGCGAAGUGCUUGAAUCCUCCCAGAACCGCCAGGAAAGUGGAGUCGGUCAUUGGGGAAUGCCAGAAUGAGGUCCGUAAUAAGUUGGUUAAUGAGGCCUAUGAGAUACUCAAGGAGCAGGUGUCGCACAAUCAACGGCCCAUCGAUCCCAACGAUGACUCCAUCGACUUUAUUCCCGCGGACUCCUCCGUAGAUCAUCUGCCCAACAUCAGCAACUAUGAGUAUUUGGUCUACGAUGAACCCGAACCACAUCGUCAUGUGGCCAGACUCAUGAGGAAUAUCCGUCGUCUGGACGUGACCACUUCGGGUAUAUACCAUCCCACUUUGGUGCCUUUGGAAGACAAACGCAUCGCGGGGUGCCUGUUGCAUUGCGUAUACGCCAGGAACCACGCCAUCGACCAGAAAGGCUGGCCCACGCUGGACGGCCUGGUCCACUUCUACUCCGAGGGCGUCCACGAGCACGGCUUCUUCAUGGCCACGCUGCGGGCCGUGAACCUCUGCCUCCGUACAAUGACCGCCCGGUACAAAGUCAACCGCAAGGAGCUGCCCCAGAAAGGUGAAAGCUGCGAUCUUGCUUUUGAUGUCUUCGACUGCAUAUCCGACCAAAUCACCGGCUACUGUCUGGAUCAAUACAGCAGAUAUUAA
This is a messenger RNA of Drosophila rhopaloa, 732 nucleotides long. RefSeq names its product general odorant-binding protein 70 (gene Obp73a). Lineage: Eukaryota; Metazoa; Arthropoda; Insecta; Diptera; Drosophilidae. Gene Ontology annotation, molecular function: odorant binding. Bases 1 to 732 code for a protein of 243 amino acids. The record is from RefSeq and is a predicted model, not a curated record. The transcript has 3 exons.